GGUGGCCAUUGCUGUCCACACGCUGACCUCGUCACAAUGCUCCCUCUGGUGGCUAUCGCUGUGGUCCUGAUGUCAUCACCAGUACUACACACACAUGCAGGGGCGUCAACACCGAUAGAUGGCGCUGUUUCUCACCCUCACCAAAGCCAAACAGACGACGUUUUCUUGAAGGCCCUGUUACAUAAUAUUGGACCACUGAUACCUGACUAUGACACCUAUUCACAACCAACUCAAGAUGAGGCUACCCCACGUGAAUAUAUCACUGUCAGAAAUUCAUUUCAUCAAGGAAAACCCAAGAACAGCAUCUCUGUUCCCACCUAUAAAGGUCAAGGUCAAAACAAACGUGACUUCUGGACACCUCAAAAUCGCUACAAGAGAGUUCGCGUGUGUCCGUUCUUAAACCGGGUGGGAUUCCCACUCGGAGGCUGUCUCUAUUCUUAUAUCAAACCGGCCUACAAGCCCCCACCACCCACCCCGAAACCAGCAAGCAAACCCAAACCCAUCCCCCGUCCUGUGAUCAUGUGGCAGCCUUACCAAGCAAGAUGGCCGGAGUUUUACUUCCUGGGAGGCGCGCUUGGAAGACGGUAAAGUGAAAUCCGUCAGACUACGAUGACUCUUAACAUUUAAUUUGAAACUUGAAUUUGAAAAACGUCGAAACGUUAUCACCAGAAUUUCACAUGUCCGUCGUGUAAUAGCCUUCUUCAUGUGAUUGUGUAACGGAAUAAAACAUAUGACUUUUCAUAAUGAUGUGCAGUGACUUCAUAACGAGACGUUUUAAUUUUUUCAGUGGCAAAUCUAUUGGGUUCGGUUGGAGAUUCACAGAAUUUUGUCUCAGGAAGCAGGUGACACGUGCUAAAGAUUAUGCUCGUGUGUUUUGGUUGUUUACGAUAAGAUGAGUGCAUGCACGGCGAUCUCGACUGUUUGUUCAUGCAUUGUGGUAAUAAUAAUAAUAAUGAUAAUAACAACAACAAUAGGCUAAUAAUG
Molecule: messenger RNA, 984 nt
Organism: Haliotis rufescens (red abalone)
Lineage: Eukaryota; Metazoa; Mollusca; Gastropoda; Lepetellida; Haliotidae
Exons: 2
Coding region: 37-588 (183 amino acids)
Source: RefSeq, a predicted model, not a curated record